AUGUGUGAGCGCAGUCUCUACAGAGCGGGCUAUGUGGGCUCCCUUCUGAAUCUGCAGUCGCCCGACUCUUUCUACUUUUCCAACCUGCGGCCCAAUGGCGGCCAGUUGGCCGCGCUUCCCCCUAUCUCUUAUCCUCGCGGGUCGCUGCCCUGGGCCUCCACUCCUGCCUCGUGUGCCCCCUCGCAGCCUGCCAGCGCCAGUGCCUUUGGAGGCUUCUCACAGCCCUACCUGGCCGGCUCCGGGCCUCUUGGUCUGCAGCCCCCGGGCGCCAAGGACGGACCCGAAGAACAGGUCAAGUUCUAUACGCCCGAAGCGGCCGCCGGGCCCGAAGAGCGUGGCCGUUCUCGGCCGCCUUUCGUCCCCGAGUCUAGCCUGGCCCCUGCAGCUGCCGCGCUCAAAGCGACCAAGUACGACUAUGCGGGCGUGGGCCGUGCCGCGCCAGGCUCUGCGACCUUGCUCCAGGGGGCCCCCUGCUCCGCAGGCUUCAAAGACGACAGCAAGGGCCCGCUCAACUUGAACGUGACAGUGCAGGCGGCGGGCGUCGCCUCUUGCCUGCGACCUUCGCUGCCCGACGGCUUGCCGUGGGGGGCGGCCCCGGGGAGGGCCCGCAAGAAGCGGAAACCGUAUACGAAGCAGCAGAUCGCAGAGCUGGAAAACGAAUUCCUCGUCAACGAAUUCAUCAACCGGCAGAAGCGCAAAGAAUUGUCCAACAGGCUGAACCUCAGCGACCAGCAAGUCAAAAUCUGGUUCCAGAACCGGCGUAUGAAGAAGAAGCGUGUGGUGCUGCGCGAGCAGGCGCUGGCGCUCUAUUAG
Fukomys damarensis (Damara mole-rat) is the source of this 813-nucleotide messenger RNA. RefSeq names its product homeobox D12 (gene Hoxd12). Gene Ontology annotation, biological process: regulation of DNA-templated transcription. The transcript has 2 exons. Lineage: Eukaryota; Metazoa; Chordata; Mammalia; Rodentia; Bathyergidae. The coding region runs from base 1 to 813 and encodes 270 amino acids. The record is from RefSeq and is a predicted model, not a curated record. Gene Ontology annotation, molecular function: sequence-specific double-stranded DNA binding; DNA-binding transcription factor activity, RNA polymerase II-specific.